UUAGAAGAUUAUAAAAAAGAAAAUGAAACACUUUAUUUUGGCUUUGUUUUUGUUUUUCUCUAUUUGCUACACAACAACCGCUCUAAAAUGCAUUAACUGUGCCUUGGUAAGAUGCAAAUCUCCCGAAGGAUGCAAAGCCGGAACAGUCAAAGACUUUUGUGGCUGUUGUGAUAUUUGUGCUCAGGCCUCUGGUGAAGAAUGCGGAGGAGUAUUGUUGCGUACUAAAAAAUGUGGUAACGAACUGGAAUGUGUCAAAAAGAAUAGUACAGACCUGAUGGGAAUAUGUCGACCAAGAUGCGGGCCUUUUUGCAAAAUGUUUUGUCCAUAUGGAUAUGUACUUGACAAAAAUGGAUGUCCGACUUGUCGCUGUAACAGUCAACCAAAGUGUGGGCCAGUAUGUAUGAUUUACUGUGAAAACGGAAACGUUCUUGAUGCAAGAGGAUGUCCGACCUGUAAAUGCAACCAAAUACCAAAAUGCGUGUCAAAACCAUAUUCAAUUGAAGAAACAAUAAUCAGGCCAAUGUGUCCAAAAAUCGCGUGCCCACUGAUCAAAUGUGCUUAUGGACAAGUACUCGAUGAAUAUGGCUGUAAGACAUGUUCUUGUCGAAGUGUGCCUCCUUUAUGCAGCAAAGAUGGAUGUUGUAAAGAACCUACACGUUUUUGCAAUAAAAACAACAACUGCUGUAUACACGAUUCGACUUGCUUUCCAUACUCCGGAUGGUACAGAAGCUAAUCAUUUCAAACGCAAAACCUUUUUUGAAAAUGGAAUAAAACAGUAUAAUAAUUUAUUUUUUCUUUAAU
Messenger RNA from Hydra vulgaris (swiftwater hydra), 801 nucleotides. Its product is annotated as BPTI/Kunitz domain-containing protein 4. Lineage: Eukaryota; Metazoa; Cnidaria; Hydrozoa; Anthoathecata; Hydridae. The record is from RefSeq and is a predicted model, not a curated record. Gene Ontology annotation, cellular component: extracellular region. Gene Ontology annotation, molecular function: serine-type endopeptidase inhibitor activity.